Molecule: messenger RNA, 1655 nt
Organism: Rosa rugosa (rugosa rose)
Lineage: Eukaryota; Viridiplantae; Streptophyta; Magnoliopsida; Rosales; Rosaceae
Product: calmodulin binding protein PICBP-like
Exons: 4
Coding region: 1-1329 (442 amino acids)
Molecular function (GO): calmodulin binding
Source: RefSeq, a predicted model, not a curated record
AUGUUUGUUUGUGUUACUCUAACACUUUCGAGCAUUGAAGUAGAUUAUGCCAAUUCUGAAGCAACUGACAUGGAGUGGGAGGAAGGGCAGUUUUCCCUUGCAGUGCUGUAUGAUGAUGAUGAUGAUGAUGAAUCUAGUUCAAAUGCUGGGUUUUCAUCAAUUCAAGAUGGUGAUAUGCAUGAAGCACCUGUGAUCAAGUCUGAUGCCAUUGUUACCGACUGCAAUGACAUCAUUCAUGAUUACUAUGAAGAUUCAUUUGAAGAAGACAGUGAACUAUCAGAGACAGAAAUAGAGAUAUCUUCAUCUUCAAUACAAGAGCCAACUGAGGACCUAACAGCAACCAGUGAGGAAGUUCAAGAGAAAACCAGAGUUUUUGAAGCAGAGGAUCAUGAAAUGGAGUCCCAUCUUGGAGAUGUUGAAAGCCACUACACUGCUGCUUGUGAGACGAAUGAAGCUUCAAAUAGCCAACCAAGGAAUGAAUUUCAAGAUAAUGGAACAACUAUGUCGACAAGUAACCACAUUUCCAAUGCUGCUCAGGAUAUCAGCACAACAUAUGAAGCUGAAACAAACGCAGAGAAAGAGGAUUCAGAAACAGAUAAAAGUGUUGUCACUGUUGUUUCUGGAAGAGGUAUUGUUGAUGAAAACACUUUUGUUGACAGUAAAGAUAACCUGGCCAAUGGGGAGUACACGGAUAAUGCUAAAGCUGAAUAUGACUAUCAUAUCUUCACAGGGAAGGAUCAAAGUGAAUUUAAGAAGGAAAAGAUCUCAAGUUCCAGUGAAGGUGAGGAUCAGAGUGAUCUAAAGCUGAAGCAAAUAGAUGUAGCAGAAAACAGUGGCGGAGACAUUGAUAGAAUGGAAGUGGACAACACUUCAGAGCCAGAAGCAGCAGAAACUUUCCUCAUGGCCAAUAGUAGCAUCAGUCCAGGGAUGAAGAGAAAGUUUUCCCAUCAAGAAAGCAAUUCGGAUGAAGAACUGCAAUACACAAACUGGAAAUGGAAAAUCAAUUGCAAGAGAAGUAUCAAGGAUGAGGAAGAACAAUGGAAAUAUAAUCAAAGAAAACCCAAUUACCUGCCAUUGGUUCCUGGCCCUGAAGCAGAGAAGGUUGACUUGAGGCAUCAGAUAAUAGAUGAAAAGAAAAAUGCAGAGGAAUGGAUGCUCGACUUUGCAAUCCAACAAGCUGUAACUAAACUUGCUCCAGCUAGGAAGAAGAAGGUGGCAUUGCUUGUUGAAGCUUUUGAGAAAGUCAUGCCAGUGCCGCAAUAUGAACCCCGUUUGAAGCAUUCUUCAGCAGCCUUCAGUCAUGCAAGACCUAUGCAAGCUUGUAGCUGAUGAUAGUCGCUGAGGAGGAAAUUUCAGAGUGCUAUAUCUACAAAAAGUCAAUGAAGUAGGAGGUAUCCACAGGUCCAGAGAAACAACUAUCAUUUCUCAGUUCCUAUCUGAAUUUAUAGAGGAAAACCAUCAUGCAAUGAUGGGAUUCGACAUUUGGAAUCGAUUCUGAGAUGUGGGUGUAGUAGUAUAGCUUGCACAAUAAUUUAUGUAAUGCCAGUUUAACAUUAUAAUGGUGUUGAACAGAUGUUAUCAAGCAAUCUUUUGCUGUUGUAAGGGUGCACUUAUCUCCCAGACAUUGUACUAUUGCUUGCUUGAUAAGUCAAGUG